Messenger RNA from Sparassis crispa, 3135 nucleotides. RefSeq names its product Plasma membrane ATPase 1. Gene Ontology annotation, molecular function: ATP binding; ATP hydrolysis activity; P-type proton-exporting transporter activity. Gene Ontology annotation, cellular component: plasma membrane. The transcript is spliced from 20 exons. NCBI's taxonomy places the organism in Eukaryota, Fungi, Basidiomycota, Agaricomycetes, Polyporales, Sparassidaceae. The record is from RefSeq and is a predicted model, not a curated record. Gene Ontology annotation, biological process: proton export across plasma membrane; regulation of intracellular pH. The coding region runs from base 1 to 3135 and encodes 1044 amino acids.
AUGGGCCUGUUCAGUAGACGACGAAGGAGCCCCCCGACGGACGAGGAGGCGGCGGCUGCCAACGGCUCCGCGGUCGGCGCAAACGAGAAGCCAAAUCCAUACGAAGGUGGCGAUGAAUAUGACGUUCUAUUACACUAUGCACAUGACGAAGCCGCAAAACUGUCUCAUGGGGAAGAUGAGGAGGAAGACAAGGACGAGGGCAAGAUGGUGCGGCUGUGGUACGCGCCGUGGAAAAAGGUGAAGAAGGGCGGGAAGCAAGAGCGCAAGGUCCCUCAAGAGUGGCUGCAGACGGACAUGACGCGCGGACUGGCGUCGUCGGAAGUAGACCAGCACCGGCAGGGGUUCGGGUACAAUGAGCUCCAGAGCCGGGAGGAGAACCAGAUCCUCAAAUUCAUCUCGUACUUCCGCGGCCCCAUUCUGUACGUGAUGGAGAUUGCGGUCAUCCUUUCGGCUGGCCUGCGCGACUGGAUAGACUUUGGCGUGAUCAUCGCGAUCCUGUUCCUGAACGCCGGUGUCGGUUGGUACCAGGAAAAGCAAGCUGGAGACAUCGUCGCACAGCUCAAGGCCGGCAUUGCGAUGCGGGCUACGGUGGUGCGCGACGGGCGCGAGCAGGAGAUUGAGGCGCGGGAUCUCGUCGUCGGGGACAUCGUGGUGCUCGAGGAGGGUGGCACGAUCCCUGCAGAUGCGAAGAUUCUCGCGGACUACAACGACAAGACCGGCCAGCGGUCGAAGCCAGCCCUCGCCCGGCGCAAGUCGACGUCCUCGAACAUGUCCUCGGGCUCGACCGCGUCACGCGACAAGGGUCCGUCCUUGUGCUCCGUCGACCAGAGCGCGAUCACCGGUGAGAGUCUGGCGGUGGACAAGUAUAUCGGCGACACGGCGUAUUACACGUGUGGUGUUAAGCGCGGGAAGCUUUAUGGGUUGGUGCUCUGCCCUGCAUCGCAGAGCUUCGUCGGGCGAACAGCAAAGCUCGUCAUGGAUUCGAACGAGCGCGGACACUUCCAGAUCGUGCUUGGUGGGAUAGGUUCCGUCUUACUCUUCCUCGUCGUCGGGUUCAUCUUCAUCACAUGGAUUGGCGGAUUCUUCCGAGGCAUCGGCAUAGCAGAGCCUUCGGAGAAUAAUUUGCUGGUGUAUGCGUUGAUCUUCUUUAUCAUUGGUGUCCCUGUUGGUCUACCAUGUGUCACCACAACGACUAUGGCGGUCGGCGCUGCAUACCUCGCAAGGCGCAAGGCGAUCGUGCAGAAACUGACGGCUAUCGAAUCCCUCGCUGGCGUCGACAUGCUGUGCUCGGACAAGACAGGCACGCUAACUGCAAACAAGCUCAGCCUGAACGACCCAUACAUCGCUCCAGGGGUUGACCCAGACUGGUUCAUGACGGUCGCGGUCCUCGCAUCCUCGCACAACGUCAAGAGCCUGGACCCGAUCGACAAGGUGACGAUCAUCGGGCUAAAGGACUUUCCGAAGGCGCAGGAGAACCUCCGGGCCGGGUGGACGACGCACAAGUUCACGCCGUUCGACCCGGUGUCGAAGCGGAUCACGGCGGAGGUCGAGCGCGACGGCAGGCGGUUCACGUGUGCGAAGGGCGCGCCAAACGCGAUCCUGCGGCUGCAACAGUUCCCGCAGGAGACGGUCGACCAGUACCGGGCGCAAGCACAGGAGUUCGCGCAGAGGGGCUUCCGCUCGCUCGGCGUGGCGAUCAAGGAGAGCGACCAGCCGUGGCAGUUGCUCGGCAUGCUAUGCAUGUUCGAUCCGCCCCGUCCGGACACCGCGGCAACCAUACGGGAAGCCAUCGACCUGGGCGUGCACAUCAAGAUGCUCACGGGCGACGCGGUUGCGAUCGCGAUCGAGACGUGCAAGCAGCUGUCGCUGGGGACAAACGUGUAUGACUCAGAGCGACUCAUCGGCGGAUCGAUGACGGGCUCGGAGGUGCGCGACUUCGUCGAGGCAGCGGACGGUUUCGCGGAGGUGUACCCCGAGCACAAGUAUCAGGUCGUGCAGAUGCUGCAGCAACGCGGGCAUUUGACUGCUAUGACUGGCGAUGGCGUAAACGAUGCUCCCUCUCUCAAGAAGGCUGACUGCGGUAUUGCCGUGGAAGGCGCUUCGGACGCUGCACGAUCCGCGGCAGACGUGGUGUUCUUGGACGAAGGCCUCAGCACGAUCAUUACAAGUAUCAAGGUUGCGCGCCAGAUUUUCCACCGCAUGAAGUCGUACAUCGUGUACCGUAUUGCACUUUGUAUCCAUCUUGAAGUCUACUUAAUGCUCUCGAUGCUCAUCCUCAACGAGACCAUCCGUGUCGACCUCAUCGUCUUCCUCGCCAUCUUUGCCGAUGUCGCGACCAUCGCCAUCGCCUACGAUAAUGCCCCCUUUGACCGCAAGCCCGUCGACUGGCAGCUGCCCAAGGUCUGGAUUGUCUCGACGGUUAUGGGCCUGGUGCUGGCUGGUGGGACGUGGAUCAUCCGCGGGACGCUCUUCCUGACCGACAAGGGCAUCGUUCAGAACUUCGGCAGCGUACAGGAAAUUCUCUUCCUCGAGGUCGCACUGACGGAGUCCUGGGUUAUUAUGAUCACGCGCAUGAGCCAAGGCCCCGACUCAGGCCCGUUCGUGUGGCCGUCGUGGCAGCUCGUCGGCGCCGUCCUUGGCGUGGAUGUCCUCGCCACUUUGUUUACGCUCUUCGGGUGGAUAUCUGGCCCGGCGCCUCAUGGAGGAUGGACGGACAUCGUCACGGUUAUCAAGAUUUGGCUGUUUGCGUUCGGCGUGACUGUCGUUGUCGGCUUCGUAUAUAUAAUUCUCAAUAAAUUUAGGUGGCUCGAUAACAUCGGCAGACGUGUCCGCAGCAAGAAGGACGCGAAGUUCGAGAAUUUCAUCACGGAAAUGCAGCGGCUCACGCUCGUGCACGAGCGCGACUCGCGCGGAGAAUCGAUCUACCGGAUAUCGGGCAGCUCGUCGUCAACGAACGAGAAGAAAGAUGAGAAGAAAGACGAGAAGAAGAACGGGAGGCCCAAGAACGAACAGCGCAGGCCGAGCGCCGACUCACAGAGCCAGCAGACGCAGGUCGGCGACGCUAAGAGCGAGAAGAGCGCGCAGGAGGGACGCAGGCCCGCGCUGCAGGAUCAGCCCUCGCGGACACCAGUAUAG